Molecule: messenger RNA, 2840 nt
Organism: Suncus etruscus (white-toothed pygmy shrew)
Lineage: Eukaryota; Metazoa; Chordata; Mammalia; Eulipotyphla; Soricidae
Gene: CEP97
Product: centrosomal protein 97
Exons: 11
Coding region: 1-2580 (859 amino acids)
Molecular function (GO): protein binding
Source: RefSeq, a predicted model, not a curated record
AUGGCGGCGGCGCGCGUCGACGCGGCUCUGCCUCCCGGAGAAGGAUCUGUGGUCAAUUGGUCAGGGCAGGGACUACAGAAAUUAAGUCCAAACUUACCCUGUGAUGUAGAUAUUCAUACUUUAAUUCUGGAUAAAAAUCAAAUUAUUAAAUUGGAAAAUCUUGAGAAAUACAGAAGAUUGAUCCAGUUGUCAGUGGCUAAUAAUCGACUGGUGCGGAUGAUGGGUGUGGCCAAACUGAACCAACUUCGGGUAUUAAAUUUGCCUCAUAAUAGUAUUGGCUAUGUGGAAGGGCUAAAGGAACUGGUACAUUUGGAAUGGCUGAAUUUGGCCGGAAAUAAUCUCAAGGCAAUGGAACAGAUUAACUGCUGCAUAGCUUUACAGCACCUCGAUUUAUCAGAUAAUAAUAUACCCCAGAUAGGGGAUCUUUCUAAAUUAGUAUCUCUAAAGACCCUGCUUUUACAUGGAAACAUCAUCACUUCUCUUAGAUCGGCACCUGCUUAUCUACCCAGAGGUCUUGCUAUUCUUUCUUUGGCAGAAAAUGAAAUACGAGACUUAAAUGAGAUCUCUUUCUUGGCAUCUAUUACUGAAUUGGAGCAGUUGUCGAUCAUGAACAAUCCUUGUGUGAUGGCCACACCUUCCAUUCCAGGGUUUGACUAUCGACCGUACAUAGUUAGCUGGUGCUUAAACCUCCGAGUCCUAGAUGGAUACGUGAUCUCUCAGAAGGAAAGUUUGAAAGCUGAAUGGCUCUAUAGCCAAGGCAAGGGCAGGGCAUAUCGGCCUGGCCAGCACAUUCAACUUGUCCAGUAUUUGGCGGCAGUCUGUCCUCUCACCUCUGCUGCGGGUCUUCAAACUGCUGAGGAUGCCAAAUUAGAGAAGAUUCUGAGCAAGCAGAGGUUUCACCAGAGGCAAUUAAUGAGCCAAAGCCAAAAUGAAGAGUUGUCUACUCUUGCUUCUACUGAAACGAGGAUACCCCUUGUGCCUGAAAAUUCAAGUCCUGUUCAGGAUUGCCAGAUGAUGCAGGAAAAUGAACCUGCCACCCAAGUCAAUUCUUGGGUUGGGACCAGCAGUAACGAUGACCAGUAUUCUGUCAAGAAUGCCUUUGCAGCCUCUUCUGUGCACGCAACCAGAUAUUCUCGAAAUGACUUGCACCUGGAGGACAUACAGACCGAUGAGGACAAGUUAAACUGUAGUCUUCUUUCUUCAGAGUCGACUUUUAUGCCAGUGGCUUCAGGCCUUUCUCCAGUCUCACCCACGGUUGAACUGAGACUACAAGCCAUUAACUUGAGCCAAGAAGGUUCUGGGGUUGCAUAUGAGUCUGUGAAGGGGCUCGAGAACCAUGAAUUGGAUAAGGAAGAGAAGUCUCUCUGGGCUGCAAAUGGGAAUUCUGUUUCAGCGGGGAAAAGGGCCACCAGUAUGGACGUCAGUGGGAAAGGGGAGGUGUUAACUGAUGCAGAGGUGACCAGUGAUGACUUAAAGGAUGUCCUUCACAGUCUUCCCUGUGUUCCGGAGUCAUUCAGGCACAAAUUUCCCCCCACACAGCCAGACAGUGAAGAAACCUUGUCUCAGACACUUCCAGAGAAACUUCCCUGCAGGGUAUUACCCGAGAGAACUGUCACUUUGGGGGAGGAUAAUUCUGCCCUUCAGAAGUCAAACCAGGCAGCCACCAAGCUUCAGGCCUGUUGGCGGGGCUUUUAUGUCAGAAACUACAACCCCCGAGCCAAAGACGUGCGUUACGAGAUCCGACUGCGCCGAAUGCAGGAACACAUUGUCUGCCUCACCGAGGAAAUUGGGAGGCUAAGAAAAGAAAGAGAGGAAGAACGUCUUAAGAAAUUUGUGCAAGAAGAAGCUGUCAAGUUCCUUUGGAACCAGGUAAGAUCUCUUCAAGCUUGGCAACAGUCAGUGGAUCAGCGUCUGAGUGCCUGGUAUACUGAAAUUCCUCCAAUAUCAAGCACUCUGAUGCCAUCAGCCAUUCCGUCAUGCACUCCGAGUCAUGAACUAUCUUCAGAUAAAAAUUCCGAUUGGCUCACGGCUCUGAAUGAAGCUCCCCCAGAAAAAUCCGUACCAGAAUUUCCAGACUCUGGCUUUCAUUCCUCCAUCACGGAACAAGUUCCCUGUUUGCAGGAGUCUUUGGAUUUUGAAAAAAGUUCCACAGAAGGCAGUGAAAGUUCCACAAUGGCGAAUUCUCUUGACACAGUCAAAAAUGGCAAAGACUCCAAUUUUGGGGAUGCCAGUGAAGAAGAACCUGGCGAAUGGAGCAAGGAAAGCUCCAACAACGAGCAGGAUAAUAGUCUGCUGGAACAGUAUCUAACUUCAGUUCAACAGCUAGAAGAUGCUGAUGAAAGGACACAUUUUGAUGAGGGGUCAGGAGAAGACAGUAAGCCUCAGCUAACUCACUCCCAUGAAAAAUUAGAUGCUUUGCCUGACAGUGCUUCUGUAGAUGAUUCUCAUGGCAUUUCGCCUUCUGUGGAAGAUGAAAUCAGUCAGACACCAGAGAAUUGUAAAGUAAAUGCAGAAGUUCAAGACGAGCAGGCAGAAUGUGACUCUUCAUUUCAGGUAUUACAUGUUGGUAUUGCUGUAUAGCAUGUCUGCUUGGUGGGAAGCAGAAGUCCACUGAAGACAUUUUUUUUUUUGGAGUUGACUAUUUCGAAGAGUAUUUCCCUCAAUUUUGUUACUGUUUAUAAGGCUUUAUAUUCUUGUCUUGUAAGUUCUGUAUUCUAAAGACUGACCUGAAUCUCCAUUUUGAUUUUGUUAGCUUUUCACUGUGCUGUAAUGUAGCAAGCAAUAUUUAUAUUGAAAGUUUAUGCACUUUAUUUCCUAACAACCAGAUUGCUUCAUCAGUA